CAGAUGCCGCGCGGGUUGGUGAGCCCGUGGAUGCUGACCUCCCAGCGCUUCUCGCCGUCCACCGUUAGGCCUAUCACUGACUUCUUGUACUUGUCUGUCACGAACACGUUCCGACCUGCACGACGAUAAACAAGACUAGAAAUCAUCGCAAUGGACGACAGUGGUGAGGAAGGUCACAUAGAUGAGGAGUUUCUAUGUUGCCCCAUCUGCACCGAGGAGUAUAACGACCCUCGGUCCCUGCCAUGUUUACACACCUUCUGCCAAAACUGUAUAGCAGACCACAUUGAUGCCAACACCAAAAGUGUACAGGUCCCUAAGGGUUUUGAGUGCCCUAAAUGUCACCAGUUUGUCGACUCCCCGAAUGUCCUGCAAGGCCCCAGUUCCUGGGCGGACUCCUUGCCACAGAACCAGUUCAUCAUGGGCCUCAUAGAAGCGGUGCGUCUGCGCAGCGAGGGCCGGAAGUGCGACCCGUGCGACAAGCGCGGCGAGGCCAGCAUGGCCACCACGUGGUGUGAGAACUGUGGAGAGGCGAUGUGUGAAGACUGUGAGAAUCACCACAGCAGUCUCAAAAUCUCCCGAACGCACACGUUGGUAGACAUCGCCAGUAUAAAGCUCCAGCCAAUCAAAAGCACACUGCUCAGGACGCCAUGUCAGGAGCACGACGGGAAGUUCCUAGACUUCUAUUGUGAGGAUCAUGUCCAGGUGAUAUGCUCGACGUGUGCUACCGGUUUUCAUAGGAUGUGUACUAGUAUCAUCAGCUCGCACGAGGCGGCCAGCAAGCAGCGGGACGAGGCAAAGGGCGUCAUGGAGAAGCUGGGACACCAGACCAUAUGGGGUACACGCAUCCUCGAGAACCGUAACCACACCAUACAAACACUUGAUGACGCCGCAAACAACGUGAAGAGGCAGAUAUCCAGCAUCCGGCAGCAGAUCAAUGAUAUUCUUACUGCUCAAGAGGAACGUGCACUCGUGCAGCUAGAGGAUCUGAGGAAGGGCGAACUCGUGCAUUUCCAGCGAGAGGUGGAACGGACACAGGACAUCGUGAACACCACAAAGAACGCGACAGUUGUCCUGCAAAACUCCAUGACUCACGGCACGGACGCGGACGUCCUCAUUACGUACAACAAAGCGAAGCGUGAGGCGCAUUAUUGCGAGCGGAGCCUGAAGGAGGUCUCAAGGCACCUCAAAGACGUCAUUUUGGCCUUCUCGCCCGACAAGAGCCUCCAGAUGUUUUUGGGAACGCUGAAGGAAAUGGGGAAGUUUUCAUUGUCACACCAAGAUGUUCGUAUACCUCCUCCAUACACAGUGCGCGCUGAUACCAUUCUGAUUCCGGAAGAUCCGGUAGUUGAAAAGCCAGAUUCUCUAGACGAUUCAAACUCCACCGGUUUUAACCAGAAGGAAAGGCGGAAAAAGAAAAAUCCCGUAAAUCCAGAUUUGAAGAUCUUUCCGCCUUCUCCUUCGAUAACACCUGUUCCACAAGGUAAAACCCGUAGUAAUAUCCCACAAGGUCGCCUGGAGGCAUAUUUCAAGGUAAGAACGGCACAGGACCGCGAUAACUGUUGCAUCACAGGGGCGGAAUGUCUUCAUGACGGCCGAAUCGUUCUAGCCGAUCAGGUUCACAGGAAAAUCAAGCUGUACGACCGCGAGUAUCGUUGGAUUGGGGAACGUGUGCUGUCCGCGCGACCUUUCGAUAUAGCAGCAAUUUCGCAAAGCGAGAUCGCGGUUACUCUGCCGCGAGAAAAGCGAUUUCUCUUGUUGCAAGUUCGCGAGACCGACAUAACCAUUCUUGCAGCGAUCCAAACCGGUGCAAAGUGCUGGGGCAUCUCCUACUCCAACUACAUGCUUGCCGUCUGUUGCUAUGACUCCCCACCCAGUGUGAAGCUCAUGUCACGUGACGGUCGCGAACUUAAAGUUAUCAGCAAGGACAAUGUUGGACACAAUAUCUUCUUCUUUCCCGAGUACGUGGUACUCGAUCGCACUGCCGGCUGCAUGUAUGUAACGGACCGUUAUAAGAAGACGGUCAUCGCACUGACGACGCAGGGUGAGAAAUUAUGGGAAGUCCGCUAUGACGGACUGAAGAUACCGAAGGGGAUCACGCUACAUGGCAACCGACUGUUUGUGGCCGGCAACAAGUCCCACAACGUUCUGAUGAUCAACACGGACGGCGAGAUCCUUGGUGACGUCAUCACUGACGGCGUCUCGAACCCUCACAAGCUGGUACUGGGGCCCGGCUCAGGUCGGAUGAUCGUUACGCAGUACAACAUAAGUCUCAUUGACGUGGAAAGAAAUACGAUCAAAGUGUUCACAAUGCCGUGGUAGAGACCGCUUUGUCGGUCGCAGUAGUCCUGUGACGUGACGUCUUAGCACGGACGAUGCUGAGCAGUUAGCGCAUUGUUCUUCUUUUGUAAUGUAUACGCUUGUUGAGGAACAUAACUUCUAGACAAUCUAUUUUUCGGGAUAUUAACGAUAAUAUUAUCGUAAAAUUUUGGUCGUUUUAUAUCAGCUAGCCAAACACACAUUGCCUUUGUAUAUAAACAUGAUUUAAACAUAUACAUUGUAUUAUUACUUUGUUUAAUCUCGCCAAGUCCUAGUAUAAGAUUGUCAACAUUUUGAACAAUAUAUCUUUGCUGUGACCUUUAAUAGUUGUUCAGUUGUUUUAUUUUGUCAAAAUAGAAAUGCUCAUCUCCAUUAAAUGUUUAAUGUCUUUUAUAAUUUGACAUAACGUUUUCGGUUCGUGUAUGCAAGUGUGCAGUCUUUUAAAAAAAAACAGAUAACAAGUGACGAAAAUACUGAACAAAGACAGAAAAACACGUGUAAUUUUUAACAAAACUCAGCACAAGUGCCGAAUCUUUUCAAUUUACAUAAGUGAUAUAUAGACAUGAACGGUCCACCCAGCCAUGUGCAACUAUGCAUUUGGGUUGCCGCUUGUUUAAAUAGACAUAAUUGAAUGAUUAAAACAGGUGUAAUAUAAUUUUCCUGGUUUGAGCGCAGCGAAAUAGAGGAAAACAUUUUUCCAUUGCAUACGAAAGUCCCCGGUAGGGGUCGCUCAGUGUAUUGUAUUGGCGGGUAAUUUUGCUCGUGGAAUAGCCAUUCGGCUUUGCGUAACUGACCAGUGAACAUGUUAAUUUUCCAAAUAUUUUAUUGGAUAUAAAAUAUAGACAAGUAUUCUAAUGAAAAUUAUUUUCUGCAGGAAUAUAGUCUGUUUUCUGUGUAAACUAUAUGAGCGUUAGUUCAUUUAUGAGUUAUGAAAUCUAUAUCAAUAUGUGAAUUGUUCAAAUUUGUUUGUUGUCGUACGUUAUA
Dreissena polymorpha is the source of this 3300-nucleotide messenger RNA. RefSeq names its product E3 ubiquitin-protein ligase TRIM56-like. Gene Ontology annotation, cellular component: nucleoplasm; chromatin. The record is from RefSeq and is a predicted model, not a curated record. Gene Ontology annotation, molecular function: zinc ion binding; ubiquitin-protein transferase activity. Lineage: Eukaryota; Metazoa; Mollusca; Bivalvia; Myida; Dreissenidae. Gene Ontology annotation, biological process: positive regulation of DNA-templated transcription. Bases 151 to 2319 code for a protein of 722 amino acids. The transcript has 6 exons.